This is a messenger RNA of Emiliania huxleyi CCMP1516, 1425 nucleotides long. RefSeq lists its product as hypothetical. NCBI's taxonomy places the organism in Eukaryota, Haptophyta, Isochrysidales, Noelaerhabdaceae. Gene Ontology annotation, molecular function: protein kinase activity. The transcript has 4 exons. Gene Ontology annotation, biological process: protein phosphorylation. Bases 1 to 1425 code for a protein of 474 amino acids. The record is from RefSeq and is a predicted model, not a curated record.
AUGCUCUGCUGUUUCUCGAGCGCGCCGGCCGCCGUGCUCCUCGCCCCGUACGACAGGAGCGUGGUGCUGUCGCCGCACGCGCUCACCCAGAGCGGCGGGGGCGGCUGGGCGCCCGCCCGGUUCGGCUUCUCGGGCGGCAUCGCGCGGGUCUCGCCGAUCGUGCGGCUGGAGCCAGCGCCGCCGGCCGCCUCUCCUCCUCCCGCCGGGGCCGCGGGCAGCGCCGCGGCGGACGCGGGCGACGCCGGCGCGCCGGCCCACUUCGCCGUCGGCGACCGCGUCCUCGUCACCUUCCCGGGCGAGCCGCCGUUCGAGGCCGUUGUGUGGGCGGUGAGUGGCGACGCAUACACGGUGCGGUACUGCUACGACGGCGAGCUCGAGGAGCGGCUCGACCGCAGCCUGCUCUCGGCCUGGCGGCCGGACAGUGGCGCCAAGCGGCUCACCCUCGACGAGCUGAUGAUCCAGGACCGGCUCGGAGAGGGGACACAGAGCGAGGUGCUGAGCGGCAGCCGGCAGCAGAUGCCAAACUUAGCAGCCCCCGCAUUCCAGCAGCGACCCGAGGCUCUCGUAGUCGGCAGCCUCCCGCCGGCACUGCGCUCGCGGCCCUCGCAUGCACGCGGCGCUCCGAGCUGCCGAUCCCCCACCCUCGCCUCCCCGGCCCCUUUUGUUUCGCCAGGCUACUUGCCCGGCGGCGCGCCUGUGGCGGUCAAGCUGGGGCUGAAGCGGGGCGCAAUCUCGCGCGAGGCGGCGGUCCUCUCCGCCCUCUCGGGCCGCGUCGGCUUCCCCCUCCUCCUCCACCACGAGCACGAGGGGUUCGUGCACAACGACCUCAAGCCCGCCAACGUGCUGCUCGGGUCGGGCGCCGAGCUGCAGCCAAAGCCGCUGCACCUGAUCGACUUUGGGUCGUGCACUCGGGCCAACGGACGGCGGGGCACGGGCUGCGUCAAGGACACGCCCGCACGACGCCGCGAGCUGAUGCGGCCGGUGGACGACGUGGAGAGCCUCGCUUACGCCCUCGCUUUCCUCGGGGCGGGCGGCCUACCGUGGCAGGGCAAGCCCGACGAGAUCGUGCUCGGCAUGAAGCGCGAGCUGAUGGCCGGCGCCCUCGGCCGCUCCUCCAUCACGGACGCCCUCCGCAGCGACGCCGACGCGGCGGCCCUCGAGGCGCUGUGGGCCGAGGUGCGGCGCUGCCACAGCGGCGAGGCUCAGGUCGACUACGACGCAUGCCUGGCCGCCCUUGGCGGCGGGGAGGCGGGCGCGGGCGCGGGCGCGGAGGCGGAGGCGGAGGCGGAGGCGCUCUCCGAGCUCUCCUUCAUGGCCGCCUUGGGGGAGCCAGAGGCGGAGGAGGGGAGCGGCGCCGGAGUGCGGUUGGUGCAGCCUCCCGCCUGGGCGCUGCGGAGCCCGGUGGGCAUCUGGGGACGUCCCUAG